GGAGAGAAAGCCAGACCGACAGGAGUCCUCCUCCUCCUCCCUCGAGAAACAUUUGGACUCCAAAUUUUGCAGAGCUAGCCUCCCAGAGACAGAGAGAGAGAGAGAGAGAGAGAGGGCUCUUUGGUUCGAUCGAUACGAUGGCCACGGACAAGCAGAGAGGGGACGAGGAGGACGCGUCCCGGGUGGCGCUGCUGCACGCCGACGUGAAGAAGGAUGAGUGGCAGGUGGCGGCGGCGGCCACCGGCGACGACAAUAAUCUCGGGCGGAGGGUGUGGGAGGAGUCGAGGAAGCUGUGGGUGAUCGUGGCGCCGGCCAUCUUCAGCCGCGUCGUCACCUACAGCAUGAACGUCAUCACUCAGGCCUUCGCGGGGCACCUCGGCGACCUCGAGCUCGCCGCCAUCUCCAUCGCCAACACCGUCGUCGUCGGAUUCAACUUCGGCCUCAUGCUGGGCAUGGCGAGCGCGCUGGAGACGCUGUGCGGCCAGGCGUUCGGCGCCCGCAAGUUCCACAUGAUGGGCGUGUACAUGCAGCGCUCCUGGCUGGUGCUCCUCAUGUGCGCGGUGCUGCUGCUGCCCAUGUACUUCUUCGCCGAGGACGUGCUCCUCCUGACGGGGCAGCCGCCGGAGCUGUCGGCGAUGGCCGGCCGCGUCUCCGUCUGGUUCAUCCCGCUCCACCUCUCCUUCGCCUUCCUCUUCCCGCUGCAGCGGUUCCUGCAGUGCCAGAUGAAGAACUUCGUCAACGCCGCCGUCUCAGCCGCCGCGCUCGCCGUCCACCUCCUCGUCAGCUGGCUCUUCGUCGCCAGGCUCCGGUUCGGGCUCGUCGGCAUCGCGCUCACGCUCAACUUCUCCUGGUGGGCCACCGCCGCCAUGCUCUUCGCCUACGUCUCCUGCGGCGGGUGCCCCGAGACGUGGCACGGCUUCUCCUUCGAGGCAUUCGCGGGGAUGUGGGAGUUCGUCAAGCUCUCCUCCGCGUCGGGCGUCAUGCUAUGCUUGGAGAACUGGUACUACAGGAUCCUAAUCUUGCUGACAGGAAACCUCAAGAACGCGGCGAUUGCAGUGGAUGCGCUCUCCAUCUGCAUGACGAUCAACGGGUGGGAGAUGAUGAUUCCGCUGGCAUUCUUCGCAGGCACCGGGGUGCGUGUGGCGAACGAGCUCGGCGCCGGCAACGGCAGGGGCGCCAGGUUCGCCACCAUUGUGUCGUCCAUCACCUCGCUGGUGAUCGGGCUCUUCUUCUGGGUGCUCAUCAUGGGCCUCCACAACAAGUUCGCCAUCAUCUUCACCUCCAGCUCCGUCGUGCUCGACGCCGUCGACCACCUCUCCGUUCUCCUCGCCUUCACCGUCCUCCUCAACAGUAUCCAGCCCGUCCUCUCAGGUGUGGCCGUUGGGUCCGGUUGGCAAUCCAUGGUGGCCUACGUCAACAUCGGCUGCUACUACCUCAUCGGCAUUCCCCUGGGCAUCCUGCUCGGAUGGCUCUUCAACCUCGGCGUGCUGGGAAUCUGGGCGGGCAUGAUCGGCGGAACCGCCGUCCAGACGCUCAUACUGGCCACCAUCACGGUCCGCUGCGACUGGGAGAAGGAGGCCGUGAUCGCGAGCACGCGCAUGGACAAGCUGUCGCAAGUUCGGUGAUGGCAGAGCAGGAUCUGGUGUACAUAUACGCACCCGUGAUUUCCUUCAUCCCUGCGAUCGUACGUGUGUCGGCCUGCACCGAUUUUUUGCUGAACGGAAGAACAAGAAGAAGCUCAAGGGAAGCCGUGUAACGGGAUGGACGGUUGCCGGAGUGAAGAUGGAGGUUGGCUUGGCCCUAAUGCCUGAUCUGUUGGCUUUGCUUGUUUCACUGAUUUCUGUAACCAUCGUCUUCUGUGGUUAGGCGAGAACAUUUCUCGUCUUUGCACUAGCACAACGUGCGAGCAUGUCCCAUCCAAAAGAAACUAAAUAGCAUGCCGAAUGGAUUUUCCAUAAAGGAAAAAAAAUCUGAAAUGUUUCUCUCCC
Panicum hallii is the source of this 1988-nucleotide messenger RNA. Its product is annotated as protein DETOXIFICATION 27-like. Gene Ontology annotation, biological process: xenobiotic detoxification by transmembrane export across the plasma membrane. Bases 138 to 1625 code for a protein of 495 amino acids. Gene Ontology annotation, molecular function: xenobiotic transmembrane transporter activity; antiporter activity. The transcript is spliced from 8 exons. Gene Ontology annotation, cellular component: membrane. The record is from RefSeq and is a predicted model, not a curated record. NCBI's taxonomy places the organism in Eukaryota, Viridiplantae, Streptophyta, Magnoliopsida, Poales, Poaceae.